Molecule: messenger RNA, 1913 nt
Organism: Camelus dromedarius (Arabian camel)
Lineage: Eukaryota; Metazoa; Chordata; Mammalia; Artiodactyla; Camelidae
Gene: TMEM176B
Product: transmembrane protein 176B
Exons: 7
Coding region: 152-955 (267 amino acids)
Biological process (GO): negative regulation of dendritic cell differentiation
Cellular component (GO): membrane
Source: RefSeq, a predicted model, not a curated record
GGUCAGGGCCUCAUCCCUCCACCGCUUCCUUCGGCUCCCCACCACUGGCAGGUUCCUCAGCUCUGGGGCAGCUCCGCCUAGCUCUGCUCUGCUCAGCACUGGUGACGGCAGUUCGCAGACUUCACCUCCGUACAUCUCCCCGGCAGACAGGAUGACGCAAAACAUGCUGACUGUGAAUGGGGUCGAUGUGGCCUCCACACUGUCCCAGCCCACCCACAUCGACAUCCACAUCCACCAGGAAUCAGCUUUGGCACAACUGCUAAAAGCUGGGAAUUCCCUGAAGGAGCGCCUUCCUCACCGCCCUUCCAAGGCCAGGAUAAGCCAUGGCCAGCUGGCACUAGGGGUGGCCCAGGUGCUGCUGGGGGCUGUGAGCUGUGCUCUCGGAGCCCUUCUCUACUUGGGGCCCUGGACUGAGCUGCGUGCCUCAGGCUGUGCCUUCUGGGCAGGGUCUGUGGCCAUUGCAGCAGGAGCUGGGGCCAUUGCUCAUGAGAAGCACCAGGGCAAACUUUCAGGCUGCGUAUCAGGCCUGCUCAUCCUGGCUGGCAUUGCCACGGCCAUGGCUGCUGUUGUCCUCUGUGUGAAUAGCUUAAUCUGGCAACCUGAUGGCUUCUUCGACAUCAGCUCUGUGUGUCAUUCUUUAGUCCCUGUCACCACCACCGCUGCGUAUCUUCAGAGGAGGCGAGGCAGUUCCUAUACACUGUGGGAGGAGGAUCGCUGCAGAAACUACAUGCAAAUGCUGAUGAACUUCUUCCUGGGAAUCCGUGCUCUGCUCCUGGCCAUCUGUGUCCUGCAGGUCAUUGUAUCCUUGGCUUCCUUGGUCAUGGGUCUUCGAAGCUUGUGUGGCCAGAGCUCCCGGGCCCUGGAUGAGGAAGGGUCAGAGAGGAAGCUACUAGGGGAGAAUUCAGUGCCUCGCUCCCCCUCCAAGGAGAAGCCCACAGCUACCAUUGUCCUGUGAGCAGCCCAAGACCUUGCCUGGACCCUGCACGUCCUUCCAGAGCAGCCCAGGGCCUGUUCAGAGGGGCACGUGCUCCCCAGGGCCCCUCCCUGCCCUGUCCCUCACACUUGCUUCCUUUGGCCCCGCCUCCUCUCCCCCCCACCCUCACCCACUCUCUCACUCAUGUCCUCAAUUCAAUGGACAGGUAUUGUCAUGUUUUCCUCAAUGCUGAUUAAAGAGAAUCAACUACAAACAAAAAUUUUGUGCAGGAAGGAUGUGGUCUCCCUUUGUUGAUAUGCGUGGUGUGUUGAUACACAAGGAAUUAAACAAAAGUUAUUUAUCUUAUGGCCACAAGGUUCCAAUAAGACUCAAUUUAAUUAUGUUCUGCUCUAUAUCCCAAGUGCAAAAACUCCUUGUUAGGAUUUCUUUCUGUUCAAUGUAAAGUGAAAAUAACCCUCAUAGACUGAGAACGUUUUUACCCACCAAGAUUGUCUUCAAGCAUCUAUAACUGGUCUUUGGGCUUUACAGAAUUAUGUGAGGCAUGGAACAAGAUUUUUCCUCCCUCCCUCCUUCCCGUCCUUCCUUCCUUUUUCUUUCUUUCUUUCUCUCUCUCUUUCUCCCUCCCUCCCUCUCUCUCUUCCUCUCUGAGAGGCAGGCUUUAUUAUGACUUAGCAGACCCACAGCAGAAGUGGCCGGGGAGCCCCCCUUUGCCCACUGCACAGUCCUGCCCCGCAAGGCUGCGCUGACAGGUGCAGAGCUGCUGGGAUGAGCGAGGCGUGGCCCCGCUGUGGGAAUUUAGAGUGGAGGGCUCCUCACUGGCCUAGUCCUUAGAGAUGUGUCAACAGGCUUGUGUAAUAAAAGGUCACAGAGAUGAGACAGAAUUAUGUUCAGAGUAUUGGACAGGGUUUGACAAAUUAUACCUGGAGGGGCAAAUCUGGUCUGCCAUCUGUUUUUAUAAAUAAAGUUUUAUUGAAACACA